CCGGGCACCUCAAGGUCGCUUUGAGGAGCGGGAGCGCGCAUAAGUGACCGGCCCCGGGUUCGGGCGCGCGCCGUCACAGUCUGGUAAGCUCGCUGGCGACAUGUCGGGGUACACGCCGGAUGAGAAGCUGCGGCUGCAGCAGCUGAGAGAGCUGAGAAGACGAUGGCUGAAGGACCAGGAGCUGAGCCCCCGAGAGCCUGUGUUGCCCCCGCGAAGGAUGUGGCCCCUGGAGCGAUUCUGGGAGAACUUUUUGCGGGACGGGGCCCUGUGGAAGAACAUGAUCUUUAAGGCAUACCGCUCCAGUCUCUUCACUGUUUCUCAUGUCCUUAUACCUCUCUGGUUCAUUCACUAUUACGUCAAAUAUCAUAUGGCUACUAAACCGUAUGCCAUUGUUGAGUCGAGGACCAGAAUAUUCCCAGGUGAUACAAUUCUGGAGACUGGAGAAGUAAUUCCACCAAUGAGAGAUUUUCCUGAUCAACAUCAUUGAAGAGCCCUUAAAAACUUAAAAGACUUGUGUAACAGCACAAGUAUAUUCCUAACAUGCUGUAUUUACUGAAUCUGUUUCCUGGGAAAGUAAUUAAUAAAGCUUAUUCUCAGAGUGUU
Messenger RNA from Arvicanthis niloticus (Nile rat), 603 nucleotides. It is a transcript of the gene Ndufb6, whose product is annotated as NADH:ubiquinone oxidoreductase subunit B6. Gene Ontology annotation, cellular component: respiratory chain complex I. The record is from RefSeq and is a predicted model, not a curated record. NCBI's taxonomy places the organism in Eukaryota, Metazoa, Chordata, Mammalia, Rodentia, Muridae. Gene Ontology annotation, biological process: mitochondrial ATP synthesis coupled electron transport; mitochondrial electron transport, NADH to ubiquinone.